AUGGCGGCAAUGACCAUACCAGCAGCACCUGCGAAGGCAAGGUGGGCUGCGCCGAGCGACAUGGCACCGUUGUUAUCAACGGUUGGGCUGACUGACGACGACGACGAAGUGCCAGUAGGUCCCGAGGCAUCGGUUGUAGUGGGCAAGGUGGUGGUGGUCGAUCCAACACCAGUGGGCAUGUACAUCAUAGUCGAGUUGAAGGACGCGGUAGCGGAUGCGGUAGCAGACUGGGUGGAGGUCGAAACCUUGGAGAUGGUGAUGGUCCUGGUCAUUGAUACUGUUGACGUCUCAGUGCUGGUGUCGGCGACUGCCAAAAGAGGCAGAAGCGCAAUGGCGAUUAUCGCUGGUAAUUGCAUUGUGUCGAUAUGUCGUAAUUUCGUUGUAUAUCCAGGUGCAAAUUGCGUCUUAGUCAAGGAGUGUGGAUCUGAAUACUCGAUACUCAAGUUCGUUGCGAAUGACUCUGGAACGUCUGCGAGCGGGAGGGACUUUGCCAACGAAGUCCUGUUGAUGAAGGGUGAAAAUGAGCAAUGA
This is a messenger RNA of Pseudomassariella vexata, 531 nucleotides long. RefSeq lists its product as uncharacterized. The record is from RefSeq and is a predicted model, not a curated record. Bases 1 to 531 code for a protein of 176 amino acids. NCBI's taxonomy places the organism in Eukaryota, Fungi, Ascomycota, Sordariomycetes, Amphisphaeriales, Pseudomassariaceae. The transcript has 2 exons.